Cydia fagiglandana is the source of this 1040-nucleotide messenger RNA. RefSeq lists its product as uncharacterized. Bases 78 to 995 code for a protein of 305 amino acids. Gene Ontology annotation, cellular component: perinuclear region of cytoplasm. The record is from RefSeq and is a predicted model, not a curated record. Gene Ontology annotation, biological process: negative regulation of translation; oogenesis. The transcript has 8 exons. Gene Ontology annotation, molecular function: zinc ion binding; mRNA binding. Lineage: Eukaryota; Metazoa; Arthropoda; Insecta; Lepidoptera; Tortricidae.
CCGCAGCAUCUGAAACCUUCUUUUCAUUCCGUGGCGACGCGCAGGAUCGGUUGUACGAUAUAAAAUUUUGUUUGAGUAUGGAUUCUUUGCCGUUUAAUUUUAAUAAUAUGGAAGACACUAAACCGAUUUUUACAACUGCGAGUGAAACGCUAUCUACAACGACCACGGAAAGUUUUGCACCAUCGAACCGAGGAAUGGCGGGCGGCCAGGAGUUCUACCCUGGCAACAGCGGUCUGCUGAAUCUGCUGGCUCAGCAAGAACCCCGACACGGAGACACAGCACCAACAGCUGCUGACAUGAUGACUGAUGACAUGAUGAACUUCCGAAUGAACGGCACCGAUGUGCUGUUUGAUGACGAACACACUUCUAACUAUUAUUUAGGUGCUGGUGCGAACCGGCCUGACCUGAUGUCGUCGAGCAACAUUUGGACCAACGGCAGCGGCGUGGCUUCGGGCAAGUCCGAGAUGAUGGACACCUUCGAGUUUCUUAUCAAAAGUUUAUCGUCAGCGAAUAACUACGUGUCUAUGCUGACGCGCGAACAGCUCGCGUUGCUGCGCUGCAUCCGCCCCAGCCUUCUAUACGAGUUCCUUCAAGAGGUGCUCAAGGCGCGCACGGACAAGCGCACACGCCGCCCCCUGCCCAACGAAUGUGCGUUCUGCAAAAACAACGGCGAGAACGAAGAAUGCUACGCGUCGCAUGCCUUAAAGGACUGGCGUGGCCGCGUACUAUGCCCCGUGCUGCGGGCCUUCCGAUGCCCGCGUUGCGGGGCUACUGGGGACCGGGCCCACACCAUCAAGUACUGCCAGGAGAACGGUGACAAAGAUCGCAACGGCCUAUCGUCCCGCCGGCGCGGGCCUCCAUCGUCAGUCCUGCUGGGCCAAACCGGGCUCCCCGCAAGCGGGCCCUCUUCCUGCCCCCCGACCCCCGCGCCGCCUGCCCCGUCGCCAUCACCGUCCUCUGCCUUCUCACCGCUGUGGUCUUCCUACGGCUUGUAAACUAAAUUAUCUUCGGAAAAAAACUGGGUUUCCACUGGGAGGUAA